AUGUCGGAAGAAGCACCAGAUCUUGCCUUAUCUGAAGAUAUAAGGCGAUUGCUUCUACAAGUUAUACUUCGAUGCCAAGGUAUAGUUCAUGAGAAUGUGCUAUUGACGUGUCUACUGAAAUUAAACGAAGUUGAGGUAGAGCCGGAAGAGGAGUUCAGGGAGGAAGUUUGGCUUGAUAAAUUGGGAGUUUACAUUGCGGAUAUGAAUGUGAAAUUGAGUGGUUUAAACUACCGGAUUGUAAAGGUCGGGCAUGGCAUGGGAAAGAAUUAUGUAACGAGUCAACUGCCGACUCAGAUGCUAGGUUUCCGCCAGCUGUCACCUAGCAAUCGUUUCUAUGUGUAUGUAAAUGUGGUCUCUACAAAGGAAACUGAAUUGUCAACUACUUUUAAAGCGUCUGAGAUAGAGUUUGUAAAAUGGGCGAUUGAGCAGCUAGCGACACUGCGACAAAUCGAUGACAACCCAGAGGGCAUUGAAUUUGGUAUAGAACGAGAGAUAGAUAGGAUUCUGAAUGAUUGCAUUAGAGAGGAUGAGCAGCUGCCUUUUAAAUUACGAUAUUGGACUACCUAUACGGUAAACUCGAUGAAACUAAUGAGUUACUCCGAACUGGCUACUUCUGAGGUAGAGCGGCUGCUUUCCAAAUUGUGCGAGUUGAAAUGGUUUUAUAAAACUCAGCACGGUUCUUAUGGACUAGAUUUAAAGGCUCUUUUAGAACUUGAAGACUACUUGAUAGAAACAUUUGCGAUGCUCAGCUGUCCUUCGUGUCAGAGAAUAGUAACGCAGGGUGUCCUAUGCACGGGAUGCGUUUCACGUGAGCGAACUGAGGAAAAUGGAACAGAGCAGUCAAUGUGGCACGUUGACUGCUUUGAGUAUUACCUGAACCAUGUUUCAAAAAACUGCAACGUAUGCGAGUCAAACUUGCUAGAAGCAGGUGCGUAUUUGGUCUAA
Eremothecium sinecaudum is the source of this 945-nucleotide messenger RNA. RefSeq names its product Smc5-Smc6 complex subunit NSE1 (gene NSE1). Gene Ontology annotation, cellular component: nucleus; Smc5-Smc6 complex. The transcript has a single exon. Gene Ontology annotation, biological process: DNA damage tolerance; double-strand break repair via homologous recombination. The coding region runs from base 1 to 945 and encodes 314 amino acids. NCBI's taxonomy places the organism in Eukaryota, Fungi, Ascomycota, Saccharomycetes, Saccharomycetales, Saccharomycetaceae. The record is from RefSeq and is a predicted model, not a curated record. Gene Ontology annotation, molecular function: ubiquitin-protein transferase activity.